AUGACGACGGUGCAGAAGAUCAAAGAGAUCGAAGAUGAGAUGAACAAGACGCAGAAGAACAAGGCAACGUCGUACCAUUUGGGACAGCUGCGAGCCAAGCUGGCCAAGCUAAAACGCGAGCUCAUCACCCCAUCGGGCGGCGGAGGCGGUGGUCCGGGCAUUGGGUUCGAUGUUGCCAAGACCGGUGUGGCGUCGGUAGGGUUCGUCGGGUUCCCCUCGGUGGGCAAGUCGACGUUGAUGUCUGGGUUGACGGGGACACAGUCCGAGGCGGCAGCGUACGAGUUCACAACUUUGACGUCGGUACCGGGAACAAUGAAGGUACACGGCGCGCCAAUUCAGAUUAUCGACUUGCCCGGUAUCAUUGAGGGCGCCAAGGACGGUAAAGGUCGUGGUAGGCAAGUCAUCGCGGUGGCACGAACGUGCAACUUGAUCUUCAUCGUGCUUGACGUCGGCAAACCGCUCAAGGACAAGGCAAUCAUCGAAAACGAGCUGGAAGGAUUCGGGAUUCGUCUCAACAAGAAGCCUCCCAACAUCGUCGUGCGCAAAAAGGAAAAGGGAGGCAUCGCCAUCACCAACACUGUGCCUCUGACCAAGCUCGACCACGACGAGGUCAAAGCCGUGCUCAGCGAGUACCGCAUCAGCAACGCCGACGUCUCGUUCCGUCAAGACGCCAACAUCGAGGAGCUCAUCGACGUCAUUGAGGGCAACCGCAUCUACGUCCCCGCCAUCUACGUACUCAACAAGAUCGACUCGAUCAGCAUCGAAGAGCUCGAUCUGCUCUACAAGAUCCCCAACUCGGUGCCGAUCUCUUCCCAGCACUGGUGGAAUGUGGAUGACGAGCUGGUGGAGAAGAUGUGGCACGAACUUUCGUUGGUGAGGGUGUAUACCAAGCCAAAGAAGGCCUCGCCGGACUACACGUCGCCUGUGGUGCUCAAGACGGGCAGGAGCACCGUCGAGGACUUCUGUAACGCUAUCCACAAGGACAUCAUCAAACAGUUCAAAUUCGCCAUGGUUUACGGCGCCUCUGCGAAGCACCCGAAAGGCCAGCGUGUCGGCGCCGACCAUGUUCUGGCCGACGAGGACGUAGUCACCAUCUUCAAAAAGUAA
Messenger RNA from Sporisorium graminicola, 1107 nucleotides. RefSeq lists its product as uncharacterized. Gene Ontology annotation, biological process: cytoplasmic translation. NCBI's taxonomy places the organism in Eukaryota, Fungi, Basidiomycota, Ustilaginomycetes, Ustilaginales, Ustilaginaceae. The record is from RefSeq and is a predicted model, not a curated record. Gene Ontology annotation, cellular component: cytoplasm. Bases 1 to 1107 code for a protein of 368 amino acids. Gene Ontology annotation, molecular function: GTP binding; GTPase activity. The transcript has a single exon.